Molecule: messenger RNA, 1297 nt
Organism: Cinclus cinclus
Lineage: Eukaryota; Metazoa; Chordata; Aves; Passeriformes; Cinclidae
Gene: CCS
Product: copper chaperone for superoxide dismutase
Exons: 9
Coding region: 432-1259 (275 amino acids)
Biological process (GO): removal of superoxide radicals
Molecular function (GO): copper ion binding
Source: RefSeq, a predicted model, not a curated record
ACCCUCGACCCCCUGCGCCGCACCCUGGGGCUUCUGCGCCGCCGAUUCCGCUGCCUGGCGGGCGGGGGGCUGCAAUACAGCCCCCCCAAGGUCUGCCAGAUCUUCCUGGCUUGCUGCAUCCUACACAACAUCGCCCUGCGCCGCCGCGUCCCCCUCGAGCCCCCCGAAGGGCUCCCGCCCGCCCCCGGCCACCCUGAGCCCCCCCCGCAGCCACCGCCGCCCCUCGGGCCGGGGUCCCGCGAGGGACGUGCGGUGAGGGCGAGGGUGGUGCAGCAGGGCCCAUUCCAGAGCCCGCGUCGUUGCCAUGGCGACAGAACUCCGGAAGUUGCCCUACCCCCAAACUCUUCCCUCGGAACAUCCGGUCCCUCACCAGAACGGGACCGUCGCUCCGCAGUGACGCAGCAGCAGUUCCGGGGUCAGAGUCUGCGGCCAUGGCGUCGCCGGACGCCGCCGGGAGCAGCUGCCGGCUGGAGUUCGCGGUGCAGAUGAACUGCCACGGCUGUGCCGAUGCCGUGCGGGCAGCGCUGGACGCGGCUCCCGACGUGAAGCUGCUGGAGCUGCGGCCCCAGGAGCAGUCGGUGCUGGUGGAGACCACGGCAGCGGCCGAGCGAGUGCGGGAGCUGCUGGAGAAUUCGGGGUGCAGGGCCGUGCUCAAGGGCAUGGGGGGCUCCUCCGAAGCUCCCCCCGGGGGGGCGGCGGUGGCGGCACUGGGGGGUCCCGGGGGGGUUCGGGGGCUGGUCCGGUUCCUGCAGCUCUCGCCCAGCCGCUGCCUCGUGGACGGGGCCGUGUCCGGGCUCCCCCCCGGCCCCCACGGGCUCCACAUCCACGAAUUUGGGGACCUCUCGGACCCCUGUAACAGCUGCGGAGGCCACUUCAACCCUGAUGGGGAGAACCACGGGGGACCCCAGGACCAGCACAGGCACGCCGGGGACCUGGGGAACAUCUGGGCAGACACCGAGGGCCGAGCGCGAUUCCGAAUUGAGGACAUGCGGCUGAAGGUCUGGGACAUCAUCGGCCGCUCCGUGGUGGUGGCAGAGGGCGAGGACGAUCUGGGCCGGGGGUCCCACCCGCUGUCCCGAGUCACCGGCAACUCGGGACCGGGGCUGGCCUGUGGCGUGGUGGCUCGUGCAGCCGGGCUCUUCCAGAACCCCAAACGGGUCUGUUCCUGCGAUGGCGUCACCCUCUGGGAGGAACGCGACCGCAGCCAUGGGACCCCCCCGGGGACCCCCGCCAUGGAGACCCCCAGCCCUCACCUCUAGGAGCCUCCCGGGACUGAAUAAACGCCCCUCGUUCUGCA